Molecule: messenger RNA, 643 nt
Organism: Impatiens glandulifera
Lineage: Eukaryota; Viridiplantae; Streptophyta; Magnoliopsida; Ericales; Balsaminaceae
Product: ethylene-responsive transcription factor 3-like
Exons: 1
Coding region: 20-643 (207 amino acids)
Biological process (GO): regulation of DNA-templated transcription
Molecular function (GO): DNA-binding transcription factor activity; DNA binding
Source: RefSeq, a predicted model, not a curated record
UCAUGUAUGAUCUGAUCUGAUGAUGAUGGCGUCCUCUGUUAAGAACAAGUCGGUCAAUUUUAGAGGCGUACGGAAGCGGCCAUGGGGGAGAUACGCAGCCGAGAUUAGAGAUCCUGCCAGAAAGACCCGAGUUUGGCUCGGUACCUUCGACACGCCUCAUGAGGCGGCGCGUGCAUAUGACGCCGCCGCCAGAGAUUUCCGAGGCGCCAAGGCAAAGACCAAUUUUCCUCUACCCGAUCAAGACCACCACCAUCACCACCACCUAGUAGAUAUUAUUACUAUUACUACUUCUCAUCAUCAUCAUGAUCAGAAUCAGAUCCCUAGCCAGAGCAGCAGCACCUUCGAGUCGUCGUUGUCGUCGUCGUCCGGCUCUCCACCGGAGAUCAUGAUUGGUACUUCUUCUCCGACGCUGGAUCUCACCCUUGGGUUCCGCUACGGAUCUGGAUCUACUCCUCCCCCAACGGCGCCGGAGGAUAUCAUUACUAAUAAUAUUAAUAGUACUACUACUGUCCACGGUGGCAUCAAAAUCAUCCGCUCAAGUACUUCCGUCAACGACAUUUAUAAUAAUUAUGACCAUGUAAUUAAGCCUAAGAACGAUUUCGAUCUCAACCAGCUUCCUCCGCCGCCGCCGCCUCCUCGCUAG